GCUCAUUUUGAAAGCUCACAUGGUUAUAAAAUAAAUAAAUUCAGUAAAAAUUAGGCUCAACAAAGUAGUUAUUUGCUUACAAUGGAAUCUCUUCAAGAAAUGAGUCAAUUCUUAAAUCUAGAUACUCGUUUAGAUUUAAAAACAAUUGCCUUGGAACAUGUACUCAGUGUAACAGGAAGCGCCGAAGGACGAGAGUUACUAUUAAAACUUCCAGACCUAUUGACACAACUAAUUGCUUUAACUCAAGAUUCUUCUGCUGCAAUUUCCAAGGAUGCGGCACUGGCUUUAAUAAAUAUCACUGGAGAUGAAGCUGGAGCCAGUGCGUUUUUAUUGAUCUCUGAAACACAGCCUAAAAAUGAAAAACAAACUUACAAUUUAAUACACGUUUGUAUGAGAUUUAUAAUGGAUAAAGAGAGUACACUGGCAGAUCCAUGCUGUAUGAUACUCUCUAAUAUGACUAGACCAUUGCAUUUAGUAGAUAGAAUUAUAUCACUCAUUGAGAAAAGUGGAUAUUCAUGGGAUAGUAUCGUAGCAGCAUUCACUGCUAAACAGUAUAAUAAUACUGGUGCUAAACUGCACUAUUUAGGUUCAGUUUUUAGUAAUCUUAGUCAGUCUCCACAUGUUAGAAGAUAUUUAACAGAUAGAGACCAUAGUGUUAUCCAAAGGUUGCUUCCAUUCACAGAAUAUGAAGACAGUAUAGUAAGACGUGGUGGUAUUGUUGGUACUUUAAAGAACUGUUGUUUUGAUAUAGAAAAUCAUGAAUGGUUAUUAAGCCCUGAAGUAGAUAUAUUAACAUACCUUUUGUUACCACUGGCUGGGCCAGAAGAAUUUGAUGAUGAGGAUAAUGAUAAGUUACCAGUUAGCUUGCAAUAUUUACCAGAAACAAAAAAACGAGAACAAGACUUAGAUAUUAGAAUUAUGCUGCUGGAAGCAUUAACUCAACUCUGUGCAACGAAAAAAGGUCGAGAAAUAUUAAGAGAAAAUAAUACUUAUGUAAUACUUAGAGAAUAUCACAAAUGGGAAAAGAAUAAAAAUGCAUUACUAGCCUGCGAAAACGUUGUAGACAUUUUAAUCAGGACUGAAGAAGAAAUAGGUUUGGACAAUUUAAAGGAUGUGGAGGUUCCUUCGGAAUAUACAGAGAAAUUUCAUAAAAUGGAUCAAGACUUUAUUAGCAAUACAUGAUAAAACGAUAUUUUAUCAAUUUAUUGACAUAAUGUACAUAUUAAAAUAAAACAAUGAUAUGCCUCACAAAAACCGAGGCUAAUUGCA
This is a messenger RNA of Osmia bicornis bicornis, 1269 nucleotides long. Its product is annotated as protein HGH1 homolog. The transcript is spliced from 6 exons. NCBI's taxonomy places the organism in Eukaryota, Metazoa, Arthropoda, Insecta, Hymenoptera, Megachilidae. The record is from RefSeq and is a predicted model, not a curated record. The coding region runs from base 82 to 1182 and encodes 366 amino acids.